This is a messenger RNA of Dermacentor albipictus, 9538 nucleotides long. Its product is annotated as G/T mismatch-specific thymine DNA glycosylase-like. Gene Ontology annotation, cellular component: nucleus. Gene Ontology annotation, biological process: base-excision repair, AP site formation. The record is from RefSeq and is a predicted model, not a curated record. Gene Ontology annotation, molecular function: uracil DNA N-glycosylase activity; pyrimidine-specific mismatch base pair DNA N-glycosylase activity. NCBI's taxonomy places the organism in Eukaryota, Metazoa, Arthropoda, Arachnida, Ixodida, Ixodidae.
CCAUGUGUUGGACAUUUGCGAAAGGACCCAUUUAAAGAGUGAUUAAAUUUGUUGUUAAUACUAGGAAAACGCUUAAAAUGGCUUGGUGCAGGGGCAUGAACGGAGAAGGCACAACCAUGGAUAACUACCGGGGCUCCAUGCACACGUGGAACCCACCGGUGGUGAUCAAGCAGGAACCAGAGUAUGACCCGUACGGAGACACAGCACAGAGUCAUCACAAUCAUCAUCCACAGCAGCACCAGUUGCAGCAUCCGCACCAACAGCAGAACUCUUCGUCACAGCAUCAUCAGUCAGGCUCUGAAUUCGUAAGGUCAUCGUACUUUCAGCAGCAGUCCCAUUACAUGAUGACUCCGGAGAAUGGCUGCCACUAUCGCAUGGCCGAGGCGGGCCAGCCAGAGGAUGAGGAAGACAGCCCUGGCACACCCAAAAAGCGUGGCCGCAAGAAGAAAAUCAAGGUGGAAGACCAGGAGCAGGCCUUGGGUCUUGAGCCGGGGCAACCAGUUCCUGUGAUCCGGAAACGUGGUCGGCCACGGAAAUAUCCUAUCACUGAAGGGCUUGACAGCAUGGAUGAUUCCCGCCGCCCUCUGAAGCAGGAAAAGAUAACAGAUUCGUUCAAGCAGAGAAAGCGCAUUGACCGCUUCGAGGGCAUGCCCGAGGAAGAAGUUGCCAAGCGGACCUUGCCCGACCAUUUGGUGCCCAACCUGGACAUUGUCAUCAUUGGCAUCAACCCUGGCCUUUUUGCUGCUUUCAAAGGUCACCACUAUGCUGGUCCUGGGAACCAUUUUUGGCGCUGCCUCUUCUUGGCUGGCCUCAUUCCCGAGCCCAUGACGGCUGUGGAUGACUUCAAACUUAUCCAGUAUGGCAUUGGCUUCACCAACAUUGUGGCUCGCACAACACGAAGCAGUGCUGAUUUAUCCAGGAAAGAGAUCAAGGAAGGUGCAGAGAUACUCCUGGACAAGCUAAAAAUAUUCCAGCCCCGCAUAGCAGUCUUUAAUGGGAAAGGAAUCUAUGAAAUUUUUUCUGGAAACAAGAACUUUGUGUUUGGGCGACAGCCAGAGCCAAUUGAAGGGACCAAUGUGUCGGUGUUCGUGAUGCCAUCUUCAAGUGCUCGGUGUGCUCAGCUGCCCAGAGCAGUGGACAAGCUUCCAUUCUAUGUGGCACUGAAGAAGUUGCGCGACCACCUGCGAGGGCACCUACCCAUGCUGCACCCAUCUGAGGUUACAUUCCCAGACGUUAAACUCAAGGUGGAGACAAAGGAAGAGCCAUGUGAUGAUGAAGAUGCAGCCACAAAUGAAUCUGACCCUUUUUCUACCGAGGGCACAGAUGACGGGAGCUCGGGAUAUGAUGGCAACAACACGUCUCACAUGCAGAAAGCAGCCAAGUCUGGGAGGAGUAACAACCACUACCAGUGCAGUGCGUCAUCCUUGUGUGUUCAUCUCGUACCUGCAUUUGAUGAGUCCUGUGCAGCCCAGAGACAAGAGUCAAGCAGCUUCUUGUUUGAAUAAUGUGCACCUUCACUGUAGAGCUCUGCCACAUGAGAGCAUAAUCACUCAGAGCAGGUUGUGACAUCACCCUCAACAUUUCUACUAGCCAAUAUGUGCCAGAUGUCCGUGGUGGCGGACCUGCAUUUGGGAGAAGACUUAGUGCCAAGGUUGCUUGUGGGAAACUGCGAUCUCACCCAACAAAUCAUGUCAUGGUAGCAAGGAAGAGAAGGAACACAGCUUUGUCUUUCAGAUAAUCUGAACAACUUAAGGCCUCCAAAAGAUUCUUAGCAGCGUGGUUGGCAUAAACCAAUGCAAUCUAUUUUUGGUCACUCUAGCCAAAAUGUCCAAGUCAUGGUGAAAAAGCUUGGCUGCAUCACUGUCAUUGGAUUUCAACAGUGUUACAUAUGCAUCACUUGUUAAGCUAACACUGGUUAAAACAAAAUGUGGUUUUGUGUGGACCCAACGAAUCAAGUCACCUUGCAAGAGUUUAUGUUACAAUGGGAGUAAACUGUUUGUGCAUUACCAACCAGGUAUGGCAAGCUGACAAUCUAUGAUAGCAUUUCAUACAUCAGCCACAGAUUGUUGGCACAGAUUUUUUGAGGGUAUUAUGCUUGAAUCAUAAACCCACCUGCUUGUUCUGAGAAGUAUGUUGAGCAAAUUCUCAUGUUUCCUAAAAAUUUUUGGAGUAUAAUAGCGUUACACCCCCCCCCCCCCCACUAUGUAAUACCCUCGUGUGAGGGCCCUUAGGGGUAAUGUAAAUAAAUAAAUAAAAAUACCGCAGUUAAAAAAAAAAGAACAGAAUACUAAACUUUUUUUUUUACAUCAGAAAUGAAUGAUAAGGAAUUCAUGCAGGCGCACAAAUUUUCAUUCUGAUGACUGCCAUGUCAGCAAAGCUGAGAAUGUAAUCAUGAAAGUUAACAGAAAGGUUGAAAGUUGGAAUAUUCGAAUGGCCAAUGUGUAGAAGGCAGAAGGUACCUCUCAGAAGAGGCUGCUUUCUUCUUUUUUUUUUUUUCAUAGCGGACUUUCAUUGUAGUAUACAAAUUUGGCUGACAUGUAAUAAUCCAUGCUGGUGAUGGAGGCCAUACCAUGAGGUCACCAUUGUAGAAUAAAAGGAAGACAAAAAUGAUCUGCAUUCUUAUUUUUUUCUGCUGUUGUGGUUUACCAAAAGGCAUGACUGAAGGUAAAUUGAUGUACUGCAAAGGUGAACACAGAAUGACAUUGAUGAAAAAACAAGAAAGGAACAGGUACCUCACACCUGUCUUUAUUUUUUGUCAGUGUCUGUUCAUCUCUGCAGUGCAUCAAUACACCUUCAGUCAUGUCACGCCAAAAAGCCCCAAUUGAAGCACCUUUAAACCAAAAGGUAGUUCCAGAAAGGCUGUCUACAAAAGUAGCUGCUGGCUGUCGUUAAUGUAAGUCUUUCCAGUAUUCUUGUGACCUCGUGGCUGCCUUGUUCAAGUUCUUAUGUUCUGCUGUACAAUGUCAGAGUAGUUGUAAGGCAAAUAUUACAUCUGCAAAGGCCACAUAUUUAUUGAACACAUUUGUAGACACUGCCUGCAUGUCACCUGUCAAUGAACUGUACAUUUCUGAUGUUAUAAAUAAUGUAUAUGUAUUGGUCUGAUUUUACCAUAUGACUUCAAAAUUCAUACUUGUAAUUGCAUGUUUUGCUCUGCUGUUGAAAAUUCCAAGAAAACUGAUAGACCCACAAACAAAGCAAGGAUGUAGUCUCGAUGAGAAAGUAUCAUUUCACACGCAACAUCUGCUUUUGGCACUUGAUCUUAAAAAAAUAACUAAACACUUGCAUACACAAUCUGGUGCAAUAAAGGAAUGUAGCAGACUGAUGUGCAGGAAUGGUGAUGCCUACGAGCAUGUGUGCUAAAAUGUGAACUGCAGGCACAUAAUUAAUUUUAGGUUCCCUUUGUGCUUUGUCACAUUUACAAUAGUCCUUGAACUGUUGGGCAUCUCCCAAAUGAGGUAAUGCACCCCAAUUACAUUAUGGCACACACAGCUGGCUGAGGCAGUAACGACAGUGUGUUAUACCAAGGCGCUUAGCUUUUGGCAUUAUUGUGCAAUUUAAAGACUGAUAUAGUUUAGGUGUGUUCCUCUAACUUGUUUUAUGAGUGUACAGAUGCAUUUAUUGUUGUCACAGAAUGAAAAUGCAGUCUGAAAUCUUGCAUGAAAACUCACGUGAGUUCCUCUUGCUUCUUUGUUUUAUAGAUUGCUUUACUGCGACUGUUGCAUUUUAUUUUUUUCCCUCCUCACAUCACUUAUGUGUCCUGUUAAGGCCCUAGUGGAAGAGCGCAAUUGAUCAUUUCAAUUUUUAGUUCCAAUAAUGAAGUGCUAAGAUCUUGUGCAUGAGUACAUUUGUGUCUUCAAAUAUUUGUGUUCUAGUGUGUAAAAUACAGGGGGAAAUGCUAAGGUGACACAAGAGCAUUUCCAAGUGUAUAAAUGUCGUGCAUAAAUCUGGUUGCAUCUACAACAUAAGUUGAGCUUAGCCUUUAUAUUGUGCUUACAUAUGAUUAUGAAACUGGCAGAUGUUGCUUGUAACUAUUGUGCUAAACCCAAAGCACAAGUGUGUAUGUAUUCUCAAUCCAGUUGCUUAUAAUUGGUGCUAAAUGGCUUCAGAAGAACUCUGUGUGGUUCGAAGUUGUUUUGAAACAGUGGGGGGGACUUUGUAAUCCUGCCUGUCUGCAGCUGGUCUGAAAUUGUGUUUUGACCUUAUUAGAGCGUUCCUCACCAACUUUGGGCAUUGAAAAUGUGUCCGCAAAAUGUUACCCCUGUGUCGGCAGUGGUUCACACGGCAGCCCUUAUUGCCAGAGCAGCCAAUGUGUAUAUGUUUGAAAACAGUAUGGUACCUUUGAGAUAAGACAGCUGAAUUUCUUAAGACAAACUUAUUUUCCCAAUUUGUUUAGCUUAACAUUGUUACACAUAAAUCAGGUACAAAGCUGUUUACAGGAUAUGUUAACAACGCCUCGUGUUUGGUGCAGCAUAGCCUUAGCCACUUUUGCGCCAAUAAACCCUAUUUAACUAACUAAUAUGUUAACACUUCUAUAUCAGUAGUAAAGGAAGUAUACCAUAGGGCUUUAUGUGUAAGUGAUGACUUAAGACAAGAGAGGCUAUGGACUUAGAGAGACAAAAAAAAUGCCAUACAUGCAUCAUACAUGCAUAUGUCUCGCAACAAUUUAAAAAAACUUUUAAAAUUUACUCCUGGCUCAUCGUCUCACAUCUAACAAGGGAUCACAUUUCAUGCCCUAUUUUGUUUUGUAACACAUGGUGUCUUCACGACUCAAUUGUUCAUCCACUAGAAUUGGAAAACAUCUAUUGUCUGUAAACGUAGCACUUCGAAAACAGAGUUGCUUCAGCCAAGUGAAGUGCCGCCUGUUUUGUCUUCUUGCAGCGCUGGAGGAAAGUCAGUGCACAGACCUUCUUUGUGUGCCCCUGAUCAAUAGGGGUGACACUGAAUAGAUGACAGACUUUGAUGACACAAUGAAUACGCAAGUCACAACGCAGUCUCAAAUGUGUGGCAAGGAGAGCUGUGCAGUGCAGGAUUAGGGUGCAGUUCAUAUUUGCAUAGGCACUUGUAAAUAUUGUAGUGUAAAGUUUUUAGCCGCUCGGAAUGCGAGAGUCUUUCCGAAGCACAGAAAUAUCAGGACACAUAAUGCUUCGAAAGUGUUCAGUUAUUGUGUAAAGCAGAGCACUGUGGGUGGCAGGGCCUCGCUCAACAUGGCAAAUGAUUGUGUUGUUCUGGCACAUCUGCUUGAUAUUGAAGUGUUUUAUUUAUUUGUGUGAAAAAUGACCUUGCACAAAUCUCAAUUAUGUGUUAGAAAUUGCACCAUUAAGUAUUUCAUGUAGCAGUUUAUUUUUGGAUUUGUACAAUUGUUUGCUGACUAAAAAGUUAGUUAAAAAUGUUUAAAAAAAUUAAAGUCAGUUCCACGCAUGUGAAAUCUGAGGAAACGACAGAGCUGUGGUUCUCCUAUGUUUCCCUUGCGAUUAUCUUUUGUGUACCUGUUCUUUUCUUGUGAUUAUCGCUUCUUUUCAUGUGAUAAUCUAUUCUUUUCUUAUGAUUAUCUAUUCUGUUAUUGAGUAAUUAUUGGUUUUGUUUGAUUAUCCUCUCAAUUUAUUGCUAAUGUUUGUUACUCCAAUCUUCUCAUUUAUCAUCUGUAUCGUUGCGUUGAGCUAGGAUAUGCGGUUCAUGUUUCUUAGGGAAACGCAGGAAAACCCCGAUGCUUUGAUGAGCGUGCGCUGAUGUUAUAGCCGUUCGGUGUCCACUGUUUCCGAAGUGGGUACAGGCAGAAUUCACCGGCAUGUGCACUGGGACCUCCUAACCGUUGGCGUCCAUGGCGCAAAAGGGUGUCUUUCUCUGUGGUCGUCUGAUGGGCGUGCUCUCUCUUAUAUACUCCUAUCCUCUCCCCUCCUCCUUUCCCACCUCCUGGCAUGCGCUAAUAAUCUGUUGGCGCAGCGGGGAACCUUCGCCUGGCGUGACAUAGGCAUGCUGACAACCGCGCUCAAUGGACAUUGCGAGUCCCUAAACAGCUUUGCUGUUAAUAUUCUUUACCAUAUAGCUAGCCAGUACUUGAAUUAGUACUUCUGCAAGAUUAUAUUCAACAACAUACUAUCACUUUCAAUUUCGGACAGUAUAAAUUUCGAACAAACUUAUCAUAAGUAUUUUGAUAAGUUUUAUCACUUCAUGCAAGUUCAUGAUGCACCAUGCAUAAAACAAGGUGCAAUGGUAUAACUGAUCAUGCUGGAAAAACAGGAAAUAUGAGACGCUGGGCGCACUGUCAUGCAUCUGUUUGUGUGUCCAGUGUCCCUGUUGUAUUUCUAGUACACAAUGCACACCUGUGAGUUAUAGAAUGUAUUUAUGGGCCAAGGUUAUCCUGGAAACCAACGAUGCAAAAAAGAAAAAAAGCUAUUGGUGGAACUCUGCCAUUUAGUUUAAAGCUUUGCUCUUCCCUACAUUGUUAACCUACAAGUUCAUCAUUUUACGCAGCUGCAGUUAACAUGUUUUGCUUUAUGCUAAUGUGCACUACCAUGGUGGCAUAAUGUAAAUACAGUUGCCUUUCAUGUUCAGGGUUGAACAUUGCUUUGCGGCAUUUUUCACACAUUUUUGUCUCUUCUACAACUGUAAAAUUUACUUCUCAGCAUUUCAUUUAGCUGACUUUUCAUGCACAUUAAACAUCUUUACUUCCAGUUGCACUGACAUAAACGCUUGCUGGCAUAGCCUCGGUUGUGUGUGAGGCUAGCAUUGCUUUGAAUGCAUCCUGCAAGACUGCUUUGGGCUACGAAACCUACAUGCGCUGCACUGUUAUUUGCAUCUGCAGCUGUCGUGUGCUCUGAUUUUCUGUGCGGGGGGCGUGUUUGGUAAAUUCUGAGCUUGAGAGCUGCUUCUUGUUCUGCAUUAAUCUCUUUGACUGUCCACUUAUUUAUUUGUGUAGGAGGACACCAAUCUCCUCAGAGCUAUACACAAGGCUCUGAUUAGAUAAAAAUGCAGCUGUUCAUCUCAAUUUAAGGUUAGAAAGCAGGUUGUAAUGUUUUCACAGAAGUGGGCUACAUGUGUUUUGAUCUUGCUCUUUGUGAUGGGCACCCUAUCAUUGGAUGCAUUAUUCACCAUGAGAUGAUUGCUUGAGCACAGGAGCUUCAAUUGCAUUCCAAUGAGCAUGGGAGGAAAGCCAGCCAGCCACACUGAUGCAAGAUGUGCUGUGCUCUUCUGAUUAUGUGCCAAGCUUUACCUGAAUCUCCACCCUGAAACAGCGCACUGCUCAAAAUGCGGGUUUUUGCCUAAAUGACACUGCAUGUAGAAUAUAGUACAUUUUCAUUCUUCCAAUGGUGUUGGAGGUAGAUCAUGUGCAAACAAAUGCUGUGUUUUCCGGGAGACACAGAAAAGCCUUAGGUGCAGCCAGAUGCAGAAGAAAUAAAGACUGCUUCCACUGCACAUAUUGCUUCACCACUGGUGAUCAAUGAUGAACCUGCAUUGCUUGUUGUAGAAGCCUGUCUUUUUGAAAAUAGUGGCAUUGCACAAGAUCUUCAUAAGCUGAGCUAUGUAAUCUAUGUAGCCUGAGCUGAGCUAUAUAGACUCAAAGAAAAGUUUACACCCUUUGGAGUGCAUAUUUGCCACACAACAAUAAUCACCACCUGCCUUGCCCGCAUUUCCUUUCUUGAAAACGCUGGACUCGUUACUUUCCUCUCGGGAAUGCUAUGCCAUGCUGAUAACGCACAUGCCGUUCGUUAAAGAAAGGAAAUGCAGACGAGACAGAUGACGAUUAUUGUUGUGUGGCAAAUAUACACCCCAAAGGGUGCAACUGUUUUUACAGUGUAAGAGCUUCACACCCUGAUAAGCUGUUUUCCAUCACACAGUCAAUCAGUGCUUUUAAUCAUGUGAUCUGCUGCAUCCCUGCCAGUCACCCAGACCUUUUCUGUACAAAAUCAGCCCAGCAUGCCACACUGGCUUGCAACAUGAAUUAUGCAUAGUUUCUCAGUAUAAAGAAGCAUAAAAACUUUAGCACAGGCACUACCAUUUUACUAGUGAUCCCAUUGAGUUCUUGUACCUAUAUAUAAAAAGCUCGCUAGUGUGAAGCAACGUGCUGGCUUAUCUUUUACACUGUGCACCAAUACAAAAGAGAAAAUGCCCUUUAAAGCAAGUACUUUUCGUUCAUGUUUAUAAACACAAGAGCUAUGUAGAGUUUGGCAGCAAGUGACUUUGUGACUUGUAAAAUCACUGUCUGGACACAGAAUAAGGGUUCCGUUUAAUUCAGGCGCAUGCGAGCAUACCAAGAAGCGCAUGGACAGGAGGCCCAAAGUACUUGCUUCUGAUGUGGCAGAUGAAUAAAUUUUCAUGAAAUAAAACAAACCAGCAGCAGAAGCAAUAGUGCCCUGCCCAUUAUUGCAUGGUGACCCAUUCAUCCUUCAAGUGACUGACAAAAUGUAAGGGUGCUGUCAUUGCCUGCAUGCAGGUCUUUUCAUGGCAUGGGGGCAACUGAAGAGACAAGUGCUGGUGCUGACAUAAACCAUAUUUGUAUUCACUCACACUGGUGCAAAUUGAACGGCGUUUUCUGUGUUUCGAGCAGUGAGCUUGACAUGCAUUAAAAAUGACAUUCAUUUAUUGUUGAAUGCAUUUCCUGAACACUUUGCAAUUGGGCUUUGUCCAUAGAAAGCGCGGCAUGUUGCAAGGUGGAGUGUUGACAUGGGUGCAUUGUUGCAGUUAUUAGCACUGCAUUGAUUUUCCCUGAUGGAAUGAAAGUAGGCACUGGGUGGUGCUUACGUAGUUUCUGCUUGUGAUGUCUAUCGAAUCAGCAAGACCUAAAAUAUAGAAAAAUUCACUUUCAUAAGACUGUAUAGUCUGCAACUGUAGACUCCUGCACACCCGUUAUUGUUUCCUUUGGUGUCUACACACAUCAUUGUUCUAGCUUGUACAUAAAAAUAGUAUGCCUUCAUUGUUUCUUGGCUUUCUCCUACAUUAUAUGGUAUGAUUUUGCAUGCUGUGUUGGGCAUGCUGGGCUUUCGUGUCUUGUUUUGUUACAAGAAUUGUUGAGAUCAUUGUGACUAUCAUCUCCCAUAACAAGAGAGACGGAAAGACUUGCAGCAGUAAUAUAUAAAUAUUAAUAUAUAAACGUAACCACAGAUGCAAGACAGACUGAAUGGCAUCAAGCAAGAUGACGUAGCAACUGAGCUCACAAUUGAAGACAACUAUAUAUAUAUAUAUAUAAUUCUGACUUCUCUUUUCAGCUCUGUAUGUUUAUACCCAAUGUACAAUGCCAAUGCUAGCUUUCUUUGUCUGUGCUGCAUCUUUUGUACUUGUUACCUCUCCAGUACAUUUUCUUUCUAUUGUACAGACAAUGGACUGAUGACUUUUUCUAUUACUGCAGCUUGCUUUGCUAUUGUUGGUUUCACGUUGAGGGGCUAUAUUUGUUUUCUUUGUAUGUGCUCUUCUUAUUUCAGUGCAGGCCAUCUGCCUAGCGGACUAUUAGACAUGGAUAUUUGUUUGUUUUGUGAGUGUGGAUGUGUGUAAGAAACACACAAAACAUUGAAUAAAAAGAAACAGCUAUUUUAAGCUCUUUGCA